Messenger RNA from Pectinophora gossypiella (pink bollworm), 1322 nucleotides. RefSeq names its product elongation of very long chain fatty acids protein AAEL008004-like. Gene Ontology annotation, cellular component: endoplasmic reticulum membrane. Lineage: Eukaryota; Metazoa; Arthropoda; Insecta; Lepidoptera; Gelechiidae. The transcript has 7 exons. Gene Ontology annotation, molecular function: fatty acid elongase activity. Bases 294 to 1205 code for a protein of 303 amino acids. The record is from RefSeq and is a predicted model, not a curated record. Gene Ontology annotation, biological process: fatty acid elongation, polyunsaturated fatty acid; very long-chain fatty acid biosynthetic process; fatty acid elongation, monounsaturated fatty acid.
AUCUUGCAUUUUGAACUGAUCGAACGUAACGUGCGCGCGGUCGACGCAGCUUCCCGUUGGCGGCGCGGCCAAACCGAUGCGAAUCGAAAUUAAAAAUCCUAAAAUUUAAAAAAGAACUUUCGGAUAAAAAAAUUUAAAUAUCAACUAUAAAUAAGUAAAUAGCUGUGAUAGUUUCAUACAAUUGUGUUCAAGUGAAUUUAUUUUACUUUUUUGAAUUUUAUUUUUAAAUUAGUGAAAGAAUUUACAAGUGGUCCGGACACUAAAUCGGGUGCGGUGACAGAUAUAGAUUAAAAAUGAACGGAGCAAGCGGAAUGGCGGUUAACAUUUCCUUCGUAGAUUCUUACCGGAAGUUUAUGGAGAAGAACAGCGAUCCUCGGACGGAAAACUGGAUAUUGAUGUCAGGGCCUGGUCCUCUAAUAUCAAUCCUAGCGACGUACCUGUACUUCUGCACCACCCUGGGCCCCCGAUACAUGAGGGAUAGGAAACCUUACGACUUGAAGAAGCCAAUUAUAGUUUAUAAUGUCUCGCAAAUUCUAAUGAGCAUAUUCUUGGUUUAUGAGGGUUUAGUCUCCGGAUGGUGGAAUGACUACAACUUCUCUUGUCAACCAGUGGAUUACUCUGACAACCCUAAAGCUCACAGAAUGGCAGCAGCGGUCUGGUGGUACUUUAUGGCGAAGAUCAUAGAACUGUUGGAUACAGUGUUCUUUGUGCUGAGAAAGAAGAACAGGCAGAUAUCCUUCCUUCAUCUGUACCACCACGCGAUGAUGCCAAUCUGUGCAUGGAUCGGAACGAAAUUCUUGCCAGGUGGCCACGGCACCCUUCUCGGCGUGAUCAACUCUUUCAUCCACAUCAUCAUGUAUACUUAUUACCUGGUGUCCGGUCUCGGCCCACAGUACCAAAAGUACCUGUGGUGGAAGAGGCACCUCACUUCCAUGCAACUGAUCCAGUUCUGCAUAAUCUUCUACCACAACUUCUCUGUUAUGUUCUGCGACUGCAACUACCCCAAAUUCAUCAACUUCCUUCUGAGUCUCAACGCUGGCCUCUUCCUCUACAUGUUUGGCAACUUCUAUAUCCAGAAUUACUUGAAGAGCACCAGUUCUCACAAAAAGAACGAUGACAUUAAUAAAGAAGUCAAUGGAAUUGAUAAGAAGGAAGUUGCAGUAAACGGAACUGCCAAUGGUACCUCCAAGGCAAAAGACUGCUAGCUAGUAACAAAACUAUUUAAUGGUUUAUUGUGAUUUUAUGUAAGUUUAGAUAUAAGUAGAUAAUAUGGUCUAUAUUGUACAUUUUGUGGUGAUAAAUAGUAAUAAAUUUACAAAUUA